CUCCAUUAAAAUAAACUGUAUAAUCAAUUAAUAUCAUCUUUCCCAAAAUCUGAAAAAGUAUAUAAAAUCAUGUUCCGAUUAGCAUACCAUCUCACAAUCUUCAGAAAAAUCUCUCUCAUAAUCUACCUUCUAUACGAAGCCCUAGUUCCUUCUCUUUCAAGAUACUUUUAAGUUUUUAUCAACCAAUCAACCCUUUUCUUUAUUUAAUUUAACACGCACACCAAGUGUUCGAUCAUUUGCUUGAAAGAAAAAAAGAGUUAGAAGAAUGCCGAUGUUGGGGGUGCCAAUAUGUGUGGAGUGUGGGACCCGAAGUAACCCGUGCAGGUGUAAGAUAGUGGGACCCACAGUUGGGUUCCUAGCGUUUGUGGUGGCGGCGGUGGUGGAGUGGCCGGUGGGUGCGUUGGUUUACCCGUUUAAGCAUCGGAAAGGUCGUAAGAUUAUGGGUCAUCCUGUUUCUGUGGUUUAUCCUUCUGUUACUAAUGCUAUUCCCAUUUGAUGGGAUUACUUUUAAUCUUAUGAUAAUAUUGUAAUUUUAUUACUACUGCGUUACAGGUUAUGUCAAAUCGUUGCACAUAACCAGUAAUGGAGUUAGUAAGUGUAUUAAUUGUAGUUUUAGUUGCAAUGUUAUACGAAGUAGUAAGUGUAUGUUUAUUUAAUUAUAGUACUUUCUCAGUCCCUUAAUUAAAUUCUUACUUUUUUAGCGUAUAUUUUUACCUCUUUUUAUUAGUUUGGGUUAAUCAUUGCCCUAAAGUGAUGAAUCCUUAUGUACGUUGGGACACUUUGUUCCUUAAUUAAUGCAUUAGCUAGCUUUCCCUAA
Molecule: messenger RNA, 817 nt
Organism: Chenopodium quinoa (quinoa)
Lineage: Eukaryota; Viridiplantae; Streptophyta; Magnoliopsida; Caryophyllales; Amaranthaceae
Exons: 1
Coding region: 266-496 (76 amino acids)
Source: RefSeq, a predicted model, not a curated record